Molecule: messenger RNA, 381 nt
Organism: Blepharisma stoltei
Lineage: Eukaryota; Ciliophora; Heterotrichea; Heterotrichida; Blepharismidae
Source: the annotation of a GenBank genome assembly
AUGAAAAGAAGCGCUUUGGAGACAGAACUCAGGCUCAGCUCAUGGGAAAGUUUUGCCGCGAAAAAAGUAAUAUGAAGGAAUUCAAAAAUACAUAUGGAAAUAAAAAAGAAAAUAAAUCGAAAAGCACAAAGAGAGAAGAAAUUUUAUAAAAGCAAAUGUUCUGAAGAUAAGACUCAGGAUCAGUUGAGAAGAAAAUUCUGCCUCAAAAAAGAAUGUGUAGUUUCAGCGGAAAGACUAAAAAUAACUGAGGAAAAUGAAUAUUUGAAACUAAAAAAAGAAAUUGAGGAAAAUCGACGUAAAUUCAAGAAAUGGUAUAAAUUUAAGAAAUUCAGAAAAAUUAAUGAUAAAUGGAGGAAUUUGAAAGAAGAAAUUUGGAAAUAA